Paralichthys olivaceus (Japanese flounder) is the source of this 2246-nucleotide messenger RNA. RefSeq names its product ankyrin repeat and SOCS box containing 16 (gene asb16). Gene Ontology annotation, molecular function: protein binding. Gene Ontology annotation, biological process: positive regulation of protein catabolic process; protein ubiquitination; intracellular signal transduction. The record is from RefSeq and is a predicted model, not a curated record. NCBI's taxonomy places the organism in Eukaryota, Metazoa, Chordata, Actinopteri, Pleuronectiformes, Paralichthyidae.
UUGCUUUGCCUGUUACUGGUACCACUUUAUCUACUAGGUUGAAAAAAUAGAAUUUUAAAAUAAAACCACAUGAUUUAACAUGAUGAAUUUUCCAAACACAGAUUACCUGCAUUUGUUUAGAUAUACUGUAUAUAUAGUAUAUUCCCUCCAUCCAUCAAAUCAAACUGCCUUUCUCUCACUGAUCUUACUCAAACUCACUGCAUGUCCAAACUUCAGAUCUCAACAUUUAAAAAAGGUUCUGGCAGGUAUGGCUGCCCCCAAUCAGAAUUGCAUACAAUAUGUCUUUAUUAAAUUUACCAAACCAAAUAUAAUUUUCUACACGGUUUAAAAAUUGUGAAUGAAGUUGUCUAUCUUGACUUUUCUUUGGUCUUUGAUUUACCUGUGUUUUUAACUUGCUGGACCGAUGCUGCCAUCUAGUGGUUAAAGUAGAUGGGUCGAGUGUCAGCUUGCGUUCAGAUCUAUUAAUAGCUGGUGCUAAAGUCGGGUUUGAGCAACAGUCUUGUGACUGAGCUUGAAGAGAACAGGUCGUUUCGUGUGGUGGUUCCAUCGUUGUGGUUUUAACUUGAAGAGAAACGCAGCUGAAAACAGGAAUGAGAGUUUUUCCUCAACUUCUGAUUGGACCCCGGUGACUCACUGCAGUUCCAGUUAAGGGAGUCAUGUCAAGGAACACAUUUCCCUUUACGUCCACGUCGCUGCGCUCUCUGAGACUGGAGCAGGAGUUUCAGGAGUGGGAGGAUGCUCGACGAGCGUUGGCCCAGAGGAGGGCCCUGACCCGGGCCCCGCUGCCCAGAGCUCCAAGGCCUCCUCCCAGGCAGCAGCAGCUCCAGGAGGUCCGGGCCCCUCCGCCCCAGGUCCGAUGUAGGGACAUGGCCAUCCACAACACCUUCAUGUUUGGAGACAUGAAGGGAGUGUAUGCAGUGCUGAAGGACCCAGGGAUGGUCAAUGCUCUGAUGGAGACGGUGCAGGAGGAGAUGGUGUGGACCCCAGAGAUGGGCAUGUGGACGCUGAGCUCCAGGGUGAAACAGACCUCAGCCUUACGUCUGGCUGCCAGCAGAGGACACGCAGGGUGUGUGGAGGAGCUUUUGUUUCGUGGAGCGGAGGUCAACGCCGACCCCGGAGGCAGCACCGCCCUCCAUGAUGCCUGCAUAGGCGGCCACGCUGUCUGCGUCAGGCUGCUGCUGUCUCAUGGAGCAGACCCUGAAGGGCUGACUGCAGACGGCAGCACUCCUCUUCACCUCUGCAACUCUGCACAGUCUUUCCACUGUGCCAAGUUGCUGUUAGAUGGAGGUGCCGAGGUCGACGUGAGGAUGAGGGAGUCGAGGCUCACACCUCUGCACGUGGCGGCUCGGCGAGGCCUGGAGGAGCACGUGGAGCUCUUCCUGAGCUACAAGGCAGACGUGUUGGUCACGAACAGAGAGGGGGAGACCCCUCUGAACGCCGCUUGCUCCGGAGCCGAGAGGCCGUCUGAGUCCGGCCGCUACCUCAGAGUAAUUCAAAUGCUGCUGGACGCAGGGGCCGAUCCCAGAACUGCGGGCAGGAAGCAACACACACCCCUGCACAACGCAUGCGCCAACUGCUGCUCCAGGAUCGUAGACGUCCUCCUGCAGCACGGAGCAAAGGUCGACGUCGAAAACUGUGCAAGAUUCACACCUAUGGACUGUCUGUUGCAGGUGGUGGAAGAUUACCUGGACCAGCAGCCUGAAGAAGUAGCACGAUCACUUCUCAACCACGGAGCCAAGUCCGUUUCACCAAAGAUGCUGAAGCAGUGCGUCCUCUCUCCUGACGUCCUGGAGGUGAUGCUGAACUCGUAUACGAUCGUCCCUCCCUGUCAGUGGAUUGACUCCGUGUCUUCUGACAUAAAUGAGGAGCAUCGGCCUUUCUUCGAGCUGGUGCGUCAGCGGAGCGGUCAGCCUCGCUCUCUGCAGCAUCUGUGUCGAUGUGCUCUACGCCUGCACCUCGGAGCCCGGUGUCACUCUGUAGUCAGUAAACUGGACAUCCCCAGUUCGGUGAGGGAUUAUGUGCUGCUGUGUAACGACGGGAGGCUCUACUGACUUUGUGUUGAACGAUCCAACAGGGUGGUGCCCUGACAUGUACGGAUAAAAACCUGUUUCUGUUAUUCUAUCUUUUUUAAACUGACACACAUUUUGGCUGUGUUUUAACUGUUACUAUUGUUUGGACAGUGUAUAAUUUGAAAAAGUACAAUAUUUUUAUGUGUAAUGUCUGGAAGGAAAUACAAGCAACUUUAC